Quercus robur (English oak) is the source of this 1603-nucleotide messenger RNA. RefSeq names its product developmentally-regulated G-protein 3. Gene Ontology annotation, molecular function: GTPase activity; GTP binding. Lineage: Eukaryota; Viridiplantae; Streptophyta; Magnoliopsida; Fagales; Fagaceae. The record is from RefSeq and is a predicted model, not a curated record. Gene Ontology annotation, cellular component: cytoplasm. The transcript has 10 exons. Bases 152 to 1261 code for a protein of 369 amino acids. Gene Ontology annotation, biological process: cytoplasmic translation.
UCACGCACCAAGAAAAGAAAACUCUGCCUCCAUUUUUUCUAGUACCUUCUUCUUCAGCCUCUCUCUCUCUCUGCGAAAAAGAACCACUUCAUAGUUCAUAACCGUCACAGCCCAAUCUCUCUCUCUCUCUCUACGCUUCUCUGCUUCAACAAUGUCGACGGUUAUGCAGAAAAUCAAAGACAUCGAAGAUGAGAUGGCAAAAACUCAAAAGAACAAGGCUACUGCUCAUCACCUGGGAUUGCUCAAGGCUAAGCUUGCAAAACUACGGAGGGAACUCCUUGCGCCUCCCUCAAAGGGAGGUGGUGGUGGUGCUGGUGAAGGAUUUGAUGUUACUAAAAGUGGAGAUGCAAGAGUUGGUCUAGUGGGUUUCCCUUCAGUAGGGAAAUCUACACUGUUAAAUAAAUUGACAGGGACCUUUUCAGAGGUUGCUUCCUAUGAAUUUACUACCUUAACUUGCAUCCCAGGUGUGAUUGUGUAUAGAGGAGCUAAAAUUCAGUUGUUGGAUCUCCCUGGAAUUAUUGAGGGUGCUAAGGAUGGAAAGGGUAGAGGAAGACAGGUUAUUAGCACUGCUAGAACAUGCAAUUGCAUUUUAAUUGUUCUCGAUGCAAUAAAGCCAAUAACUCACAAACGUCUGAUAGAGAAAGAGCUUGAGGGAUUUGGCAUAAGGUUAAACAAGGAACCACCUAACCUGACUUUCAGAAAGAAAGACAAGGGUGGAAUUAACUUUACCUCAACAGUUGCCAACACACAUCUGGACCUUGAAACUGUGAAGGCAAUAUGUAGCGAAUACAGAAUUCAUAAUGCUGAUAUUACUCUUAGGUUUGAUGCAACUGCAGAUGACCUUAUAGAUGUCAUUGAAGGCAGUAGAAUAUAUAUGCCUUGCAUCUAUGUUGUUAACAAGAUUGAUCAGAUUACUCUGGAAGAGCUGGAGAUUUUGGAUAAACUUCCUCACUACUGUCCAAUCAGUGCGCACCUGGAAUGGAAUCUUGAUGGCCUGCUGGAGAAGAUAUGGGAAUAUCUUAAUUUGACUCGCAUAUACACAAAACCUAAAGGGAUGAAUCCUGACUAUGAAGAUCCUGUAAUCCUGUCAUCUAAACAUAAAACAGUUGAGGACUUCUGUGAACGAAUCCACAAGGAUAUGGUUAAACAAUUUAAGUAUGCUUUGGUAUGGGGGUCAAGCGCGAAACACAAGCCCCAAAGGGUUGGCAAGGAGCAUGAGCUUGAGGAUGAGGAUGUUGUUCAGAUAAUCAAGAAGGUUUAACUGUAGAGACUAGAGACACUGUAGUCCUGGAACAGCUUCUCAAUGUCUGUUAGGAAGCUACCUUUGAAAGAAAUUUUCAGCAGUAAGGCUCUUGUUAUGAGAUUUAUCUUCAAUCGUGCCUAGUUUGCUAGACCUAAGGAUUCUAUGUCUUCUGCCUUUUCAUUCAAAUUAGGUAGAACAAGGGGGAGCUUGAUUUGUAAUUAAGCUUUUUUUGUGGUGGUCAAGCUUUGUUUGUAGGGGUUUUGCCUACUGCUUGGUUGUAUGGGACCGAACAUGGAAUCUAUUAAAGAAACGGACUACAUAGAACAGAUGGAAGUUAUAACUUAAAAUGACUUCACUAAA